AUAAUUGUCCUCUUCUCUUCAUCUGUGUACUCACUUCAAUCAUUAAAGGCCACAAAACACACACACAAAAGUUUAAGGAAGCUGCAAUGCAAUAUACAACAAACAAGAUAUGAUACGGUGGUUCAUGCCAGUGAACAUAUUGGUUACAUUUUUGUUAGGCUCAGUCUUAGGUUGGAUCAUUAUCAAAAUCACAAGACCUCCUAAAAACAUUGAAGGUCUCAUAGUAGGUGUUUGUUCUGCAGGAAAUUUAGGAAACUUGCCUAUAAUCAUUAUACCAGCUAUAUGUAAAGACAAAGGUAGUCCUUUUGGAGACCCUGAUGUCUGCUAUCAAGAUGGAAUUUCUUAUGCUUCACUUUCUAUGGCACUUGGAGCUAUUUUUAUAUGGACUUAUGUGUACAACAUCAUGAGAAUUUCUUCAAGUAAAGUUUACAUAGAAGGUAACAAAAGUAGUGACACCAUUACAUUGGAGGCUUCAGGGGAUGAUGUAUCAGAAUCAUUCAUUGAAGAAGGAUCAGAAACUAUAACUCAAGUUAAAGGCAAUGUGGAUGAUGAUGCAUACAUCCUACUGCUUUCUAAGAAUCAGUCUGAGCAGAAAGUUAAGGUACCAAUGUUACAUAAAAUGAAGCAUCAAUGUGGAAUGGUUUUAAGCAAUCCCAAUUUCAGAGGCAUAUUUUCACCAGCAACUCUUGGAGCGAUAGUUGGAUUUAUUAUUGGUGUAGUUCCCCAAUUACGUAGUUUAAUGAUUGGAAGCAAUGCUCCUCUUCAUGUAAUUGAAGACUCUACUUCCAUGUUGGGUGAUGCUGCCAUUCCAACUAUAACCCUUAUAAUGGGUGCCAAUCUUCUUAAAGGAUUAAAGGGAGCAAGUACUCCAUUUUGGACAAUUAUAGGAAUCAUAGGAGUUCGAUAUAUCUUGUUACCAAUUUUUGGGAUUCUAAUUGUUAAAGGGGCAACACAAUUGGGUUUGGUGCCAGUAGAUCCCUUGUAUCAAUUUAUACUUCUCCUUCAAUAUGCACUUCCACCAGCUAUGAGUAUAGGUACCAUAGCCCAAUUAUUUGGAGCUGGUGAAAGUGAAUGUUCUGUUAUCAUGUUGUGGACCUAUGCAUUGGCGUCAAUUGCGGUUACUCUUUGGUCAACCUACUUCAUGUGGCUUGUGUCUUGAUUCAUUCGUUAUAUUCUCUAGUAUAGUUACUAGUAUUUAUUGUUACGGUUAUUCUUCAUUAUUUAUUACUCAUACUUUAUUUUUUACAUUAAAUUAUAUCCUUCAUUGUAACCCAAUAAUAAUCUGUAACUUUAAGCAGCUUCCUCAAAUGGUAUAUAGAAUAUGCAUAGAAGUUGGUAAAGUCUAUUUAAAUUUAAAAUUGAUUAUGUAUGUGUAUAUAAUGUCAAUAAUCAUUUGAUCAUUAAUAGUUAA
Messenger RNA from Cicer arietinum (chickpea), 1411 nucleotides. Its product is annotated as protein PIN-LIKES 3-like. NCBI's taxonomy places the organism in Eukaryota, Viridiplantae, Streptophyta, Magnoliopsida, Fabales, Fabaceae. The record is from RefSeq and is a predicted model, not a curated record. Gene Ontology annotation, biological process: endoplasmic reticulum to cytosol auxin transport. Gene Ontology annotation, cellular component: membrane.